Acaulospora morrowiae is the source of this 993-nucleotide messenger RNA. The record is from the annotation of a GenBank genome assembly. Lineage: Eukaryota; Fungi; Glomeromycota; Glomeromycetes; Diversisporales; Acaulosporaceae.
AUGACGACUAAUAUGGAUAUUAUAACACCCGACGAAGAGGAUACCUCACAAGCACCCGUUUCUCCGGUGGUGUCAAAUGCUCCCAACAAUUCCGGUCUAAUGGUAGCUUUACAUCCGUUGACAUUACUGAACAUAUCAGAUCAUUUUACACGCAUCAAGAUGCAACAGGAAAUUCAAAAUCCGCAAGUCAUCGGAGCACUUAUGGGCACACAAAAUGGUCGCGAUGUUGAAAUUUCAAAUUCAUAUGAACUGGAAUUUGAUGUUAUCGAUGGGAAAGUGGUAGUAAACCACGAAUACUUUUUGACAAAAUCGGAACAGUUCAGCCAGGUUUUUCCGAAAUUUGAUUUCUUAGGCUGGUAUACCAUGGGUUCAUUCCCAACCGAAGCAGAUAUCGAAAUUCACAAACAGAUGAUGGAAUUUAAUGAAAGUCCACUUUUCCUUCAAAUGAAUCCUUUCGAGAUGGUCACUUCGAAAAAUCUUCCCAUCACCGUUUACGAAUCGAUAAUUGACAUUAUCGAUGGUCAAGCACACACGCUAUUCAUCAAAUCACAGUAUAAGAUCGAGACUGGUGAGGCUGAACGCAUUGCUGUCGAUCACGUUGCCCACACGGUUCUCGGAGAGGGAGGAGAGGGAUCUUCCCUUAUAGCACAUCUGACCACCCAGAGGAAUGCAAUUCAAAUGCUGCACACCAGAAUAAAGUUGCUCCAUCAAUACCUUGACCUGACUAAUAGCAAUCAAGCACCAGUUGACCAUGACAUUCUCCGUCAAAUUGCCGGCCUUUGUAAUCGUUUGCCCACUAUCGACAGUUUAGAUUUCAAACAAGAAUUCCUCACGGAAUAUAAUGACGUUCUAUUAACGUCAUAUUUGGCGACAAUAACCAAAGGAACAAAUUCCAUUAAUGAGCUUGUGGACAAGUUCAAUAUCGCAACGAGUGCAAAUAAACAAGGGGGACGUGGACGUCAUCAACAACAUCAGGGAUUUCCAAAUUUCUAG